Messenger RNA from Kogia breviceps (pygmy sperm whale), 1443 nucleotides. It is a transcript of the gene OGFRL1, whose product is annotated as opioid growth factor receptor like 1. Lineage: Eukaryota; Metazoa; Chordata; Mammalia; Artiodactyla; Physeteridae. Gene Ontology annotation, molecular function: opioid growth factor receptor activity. The record is from RefSeq and is a predicted model, not a curated record. Gene Ontology annotation, cellular component: membrane.
CGCCUCUCCGAUGGGCAACCUGCUCGGCGGGGUCGGCGUGCGCGAGCCCACCACCGUGGAGGACUGCGACUCCACCUGGCAGACGGACUCGGAGCCCGAGCCCGAGGAACCGGGGCCGGGCGGCGGCGAGGGCCCGGGGCGGGAGCCCGCGCAGCCCCCGGAGCCCUCGGAGCCCCCGGAGCGAGCCGGCGGCCGGCCCCGCGCCAGCCCCGCGCCCGACCGGGACGCCGAGGCGGCGGGCGCCGAGCAGGGGGCUGAUUCUACUGAAGUAUCUGCCAAACCAAAGAGAAGUUUUUAUGCUGCGAGGGAUUUGUACAAAUACCGACACCAGUACCCACAGAACUUCAAAGAUAUCCGAUAUCAAAAUGACUUGAGCAAUCUUCGUUUUUAUAAGAAUAAAAUUCCAUUUAAGCCUGAUGGUGUUUACAUUGAAGAAGUUCUCAGUAAGUGGAAAGGAGAUUACGAGAAGCUGGAAUACAGCCACACCUACAUCCAAUGGCUUUUCCCCCUGAGAGAACAAGGCUUGAACUUUUAUGCUAAAGAACUAACUACGUAUGAAAUUGAGGAAUUCAAGAAAACAAAAGAGGCAAUUAGAAGAUUCCUCUUGGCUUAUAAAAUGAUGUUGGAAUUUUUUGGAAUAAAACUGAUCGAUAAAACUGGAAAUGUUGCUCGAGCUGUUAACUGGCAGGAAAGGUUUCAGCACCUGAACGAGUCUCAGCACAACUAUUUGAGGAUCACUCGUAUUCUGAAAAGCCUCGGCGAGCUUGGAUAUGAAAGUUUCAAAUCUCCUCUUGUAAAAUUUAUUCUUCAUGAGGCUCUCGUGGAAAAUACCAUCCCCAAUAUUAAACAGAGCGCCCUGGAGUAUUUCGUGUACACAAUUAGAGACAGAAGGGAAAGGAGAAGACUCCUGCGGUUCGCCCAGAAACAUUACACGCCCUCGGAGAAUUUUAUCUGGGGACCACCCAGGAGGGAACAGCCCGAGGGCAGCAAAGCCCCGAAGACCCCCGCCCCGCCCACCUCGGGGCAACACAGCCAGACGUCUAUGCACAAAAAACCCAAGGACUCCAAAAAUCCCUCUGCAGCUGUGCGUGUAAAUAGCAAAGCCGCCGAAGACAACAAAGUGGCACCCGGGGAGGCGGGGGAGGAGACAGACUGGCCCAGCUCGGAGGCCGGCAGUGAGGCUGCCAGGCCAGGAGACGCCGAGAGAGAGGGUGACGCCGCCAGUUCCAGUCCUCAACCAGAAGAGACAAUUGCUCGGGCGCCGGAGAAAAAGGAGAGUGCGUCUCCCUCUGAAAAAGAUGCAGAGCGUGCCAACCGUAACAAGGACUGUGCAAGUCCCGGAGAGACAGGUUCCCACCAUGAUGCACUAGUACAGUGAAUUGUCAGGAAGCCCACAAACCCGUGUGCGUGAGGCACAGAGGCCACGUUUCGGAGGGUCGCCGG